CUGGUCCACACAUGCCACGGACCCAUGGACAACUACCAGGGGUCCGGGUUAGGCAGCGCUGGGAUUAGGUAGGUCUCUGAGCCUCCAGAGGUGCCAAUCAGCCCACACGGCGCUCACCCACGCUGUCUCCCGCGCCGCCAGAGGUGAUCGUCCCGUGUCUAGUGGGACUUUGGGGCAAGCCUCCGAUGUCAUCUUUGUCCUUGCCCAACUGCCAGAGUGCCCGGUCAGCGUCAAGCGGUAAGCCUGAGACCUGAGCAAUCGAAGAUUCGCCCACAACCUCCCUGGGAUCUCAAAGCCCCAGGGCGGCCUGCCCCGGCUUGAAACCAACGGUUGAGAGGCCUAGGGAUUCCCCUGAUUGGACUUGUGCGUCGUUGGCGCGCUUUACCUUGACCUAAGCCAGUAGCCAACGUUGCAACUGAGCUCAUUGUUUGUCUCUCCCUGGACAAGGGAGGCGAACAGGGCUCCUUGAUAGCAAAAUCAUGGUAAAUCGUCAUGGCUCGGUUGCACGACCUCAUCUGCCGUCCUACUGUUACUGUUAAUGCCACGAGAGUACUUUGGAUACAGUCUCUGGACAAGAUCAAAUUGUAUCCAUCAGUCUCAUAACACUCGCAUCGACCUACACAGGAGUACAUUUCAUAAGUGUACAGGAUCACUACCGCCGUUCCAUCUGCGCCACACUCGCCGCAUGUGAUAUUGUAUGGAGUGUCUCAGUUGCUAGGAAACGUCCCCAACGUUCACCGAAUGGCCUCAGCCGACGUUCAAUAUCUUGACCCUGAGCCGCUUGCCACACCUGCGAUCGCAUCUUCUCAGUCGCCAGGUCGCCCUCGCCGUCGGAAUACGGACAAUGACAGUACGCGCUCAUCUCGAGAUGUCUCACCACGCAGCGAUGCAUCACAGCGACGGAAUUCUGCUUUUCUAGAAGUUGGACUUGGCGGUGAAGACACGAUUGUUGAUGCCAAACUCAGAAAAGAGCCGCGACAUGUUCGGUUUCGCAACGAAGUCGAUUUUGUUGAACCUGAGCCCGUCGAACUCAGCGACGAAGCCUCCAUGGGAAAGGGCCCCCGUGCCGCAAUGCCGCUCUAUUUUCCCACCUUACCAAGGCUACUAUUUCUUGCCCUGGUGGUCGUCCUAGUUAUCCCCAGUCUACACACGGCUCCUCUCUCGAAAGUGGAUGCUAAUCCGGUAGGGGCAAGAGGCGGGCAAAGAGAAGAUACGAAGGCACUCCGAGGCACGAAACGAAGCGUAUCCUCGGGCAAUAUUAAGAGAGACAAUAGUCCGACCGAAGUUUGCAAAAGAUGGUCACAACAAAGUGCAGUGGUCAAUGGCACAUUAUAUCUAUAUGGCGGAAGGGCUACCACGACUUCGGAUCAGACCCAAAAUACAUGGAAUAACGAUUUCCUUGCGAUCGAUUUGACCAAGUCCUGGCAAAUAUCGUCGCCGUCACUAACGGGCCUUCCUGUCCCCAGUGGGCCACCUGCAGUGUCUUUGGGAUACUUGUGGAACUCCUUUGACGCCCUGUACCUGUACGGUGGCGAGUUCUCCGACUCUCCUGUUGAGACCCCUGUGCCGUUUUCGACCUGGGCGUAUGACAUCUCCUCAUCGACAUGGUCAGAGUUACAGAACCCGAAGACGAGCGCUGGAACGAACUCAGAACCCGCCAAUCAACCUGUCCAACGUGCUGCCGAAGGCGCAGGGGUUUCCAUCCCAGGUCUGGGUCGAGGGUUCUAUUUUGGCGGACAUCUAGACGGGUACACGACUCCUGGAUGGUCGCAGUCUAUUGCACGAGUCUACAUCAAAGGGCUUCUAGAGUACACGUUUCCGGGAUACAGCAACGCGGCUGUCGACGGUAACCACGUCGCAGGGAAUUCUGGUAUCUAUCGCAACGUCACCCAAGGCGGCACGCAGGAUUCGGCUGGGUUCCCAGAACGUGCAGAUGGUCUCCUCGUUUACGUGCCCGGCUAUGGCAAGUCCGGCAUCAUUAUCGGACUGGCCGGCGGCACGAACUCGACGUUCACUCAAAUGAAUGUGAUCGACGUCUAUGACAUCGACACGUCCACAUGGUACAAACAAGCAACAGCGGGGCCGACGCCCGGCAUUCGAGUCAAUCCCUGUGCGGUAGCAGUGUCCGCGGCAGACGGUAGUUCGACCCAGGUGUACAUGUACGGAGGACAAAACCUGAUCCCAGCGGGCCAGCAAACUCAAUACGACGACAUGUGGAUUCUGACCAUUCCAUCGUUCACGUGGGUCCAAGUCAACACAUCGAACCAAGCGACACCGCCCGCUCGAGCAGGUCACACAUGCAACGUGUGGAAUUCUCAAAUGGUCGUGGUCGGCGGAUACACAGGGCAAGAACUGUCGUGCGAGAGUCCCGGGAUCUACGUGUUCAACACCAGCUCGCUCACAUGGCAAAACGACUACUACGCCCUGCAGACCAAGGACGACCUGAACCGCCAAAAAUCCCAACAAGACGACCCGUCGGCACUGCAGGGUUCGUACGGAUACGCUGUUCCCCCAGCAGUUCAGUCCGUCAUUGGCGGCAACGCCGUCGGCGCCGCGACCGUCACGGCCCCUGCCCAGACAGCAAGUCAAGGUCCGCUGGCGACAGGCAGUCCUAUAACCUAUACGGUCACGGGCGCCGACGGAUCCGUUGCAACUGAAACUGCGGUGCCGGGCAGUGGAAGCAGUAGCAAUGGUGGUGGUGGUAACAACAAUAACAAAGGUGGCAGCGGUGGUAGUGGUACAAACAUUGGCGCCAUCGUCGCCGGCGUCAUCGCAGGCUGUCUGGCCAUCCUGGCCGCCUACCUCGGCUUCUGCGCCUGGCUGUACCGCAAACAACUGCAAAUCUACAAGAACCACACCUCCAUGGCUCAGCGGCAACAACUGUCCGGCGACCCGCGCUAUAUUGGGGCUGGCUUCGUGCCCGCCAAAUACUCCGACAAGGACAAGAGUCAGACCACUGGCACGGGCACGGGCGGCGACUCCCGCAACAGCGCUGACAACAGAAGCGGCAAUGGAAGCAGCAGGGGGGGAGCAGGAGGACAGCCGCAUCUCGCCUCCAACAAUCCUUACAGGAACGCCACCGCCGGCGGCUCGGCCACUGCCGCCAGCAGCACUGAAGAUCUCAUGGCUGGUCAUGAACCUAGUUUCUUGGGUGUCGUGUUGAAUCCGAGACGGAGCUUGAGGGUUGUGAAUAGGGAUUAAUGAGUGCUUAAUAGUUUGGAUUGUUUCGGAGUCGAAAGUGCGUGCUUCUCGGACGAGAAUCGACACCACACAAACAGCGCGAGGAGAAUUGAGGUUUGGUUUAUUAUAGCGAAAACGGGAUAUGGAAUUGGAAUUGGAAUUGGACAUGGCGACGGGAGUCGGAAAUGGAAACGGCCAGCUCUCAUCCGCCUCUGUACCUACCUACCUAUGCUUUUAACGAGUCUACUACUACUAUUAGUAACUACUUACUACUCUAUCCCAGCCACAUACUCUCGUAAAUAUAUACCUUGUGUACCC
This is a messenger RNA of Exophiala dermatitidis NIH/UT8656, 3498 nucleotides long. RefSeq lists its product as uncharacterized. The record is from RefSeq and is a predicted model, not a curated record. NCBI's taxonomy places the organism in Eukaryota, Fungi, Ascomycota, Eurotiomycetes, Chaetothyriales, Herpotrichiellaceae. The transcript is spliced from 2 exons. Gene Ontology annotation, molecular function: protein binding. The coding region runs from base 742 to 3201 and encodes 819 amino acids.